AUGGCCCUCCCGCUGUGGGUCUCUACCCAGUUAUUAUGGGUGGGACACUUUUUGACGGCAGUAGUACGAUCAGAAGUGGGAUAUGUCCAUCCUUGCGCGAAAAUUGCAGACAUAUACGAUCUUUCCAAUGGUGACGUGCUUCUACUCAGCCCAGAACUCGCGUACGAAUGCCUAAGCUCAGUACCCGUCAAACAAGAAGAUGCGCAAACUUUGGUUGAUAGCCUUCGAGGCUAUCUCGAGAUCCAAAGCACUCUUGACUAUUUAGCUUUCCCCCCCUCCGGAUGGCUUUUCCCACCUGUUGAUAUCAUUGAUACUCUGAGUCAAAUUCAACAGAAGGUGGCAAAAAAUGAAUAUUCAAGCGAGUACGACUUGCAAAUUGAUCUGCAUACGAUGGCACUGCUGGGAAAAGACGACCAUUUUACCACAAAAGGCCCAAUAUUGGGCGCACUGACCUUUCACCGGGCCGCAUCGUCCCUAAUCUCCUUGUCUGAAGACGGAGUACAAAACCCAUUGGUAUAUCUUUUUGAUGAUGAUGAUCACCCAUGGUUACGAUCAGACGCAGAGUUUUCUCCAAUUAUCAGGAUCAAUGGCUUUGAUGUUCAAGAAUAUAUACAGAUCGAAUCAUUGACCGGCACAUCACAAGACCCAGAUGCUUUGUAUAACGGCUUGAUGUAUCCUUAUGGACUGCUUUUCGACAGUCCCGAGUUUUAUCCUGGACCUUAUACAAACCUGACAUUUCACAAUGGCUCAACCAAACCGUUCAAUAACUACGCGCAAUGGGAGGGAAAUCUCACCGGAAUUGUUGAUGGGUAUGGAAUGUACGAGCGGUUUUUCGCAGUUCCAGAUUCCAUUGAUGAGUCUGGAGCGUCUGCAUAUGCGAAACCGAGAAUGAAGCGGCAAUUACCUGCGCCUGACGUGCUCUCUGACGAUAGCGGUUUCAUCAAAGGGUAUUGGGGCGAUAGUGUGCCAACCGAUGUCGCGGUCAUAGUCAUUUCCAGCUUUUCCCCUGGCGAGAAUGGUAGUUCGGAUGUAAAGUUCCAGAAAGCCCUGCAAAAAAUUCUGGCAUCUGCCACAGAGAACGGCAAGAAGAAGCUUAUAAUCGACCUGCAGGGGAAUGGAGGAGGAUCGGUGGAAUUGUGCCUGGAUACGAUGGUACAACUAUUUCCUGAUACGACACCCGACACCAAGUCCAAUAUGAGGGCCUCAGGAGCUCAGCAAGCUGUCAUUCAGUACUACAGCGAAAUGACCCAGAUUGCCGAAGACAAGGAUCCCACCACCGAACUGGACAAGGAAGAACUCGAAGCCGAGGAGUGGUACUCGCCUUUUGCCUACCAGGCUGUCAUGUCGCCCGUAUCCAAGAACUUUGACAGUGUGAAUCAUUUCUAUGGCCCCUACCGCGAGGGUCCGGGAUAUUUCACCUCCUAUUUCCAGGAAAACUAUACAAAUAACGAUUACUCUUUGGUUGAACAUACGGAGAUGAACAUCACACAAGCAACUCCUGGAGCACAGUGGCCAUUCAGCCCGGAAAAUAUGAUUAUCUUGACUGACGGGAUCUGUGCGUCUGCGUGCUCGAUAUUCGUCGAGUAUCUGAAAAACAAGUUCCAAGUAAUGAGCAUCGUUGUUGGCGGACGGCCACAAACAGGUCCUAUGCAAACGAUUGGCGGAGUCAGAGGCAGCAGAGUAUUCAACGGCGAUUGGUUGGAAGCUAUGGUGGCGGCAUAUCUGAAUCACACUGAUGCCCACCCUGGAUCUGGAGAUCCGACAUUCGAGCACUGGGAUUAUGGGCCUCGAAAUCGCUUUGGGACCGAUGGUCUACGGGUGAACUCGUUCAACGCCUAUCGAAUGGGAGAGGUGCACAACACUCCCCUGCACUUCGCUUACGAGGCUGCCGAUUGCAGGAUCUGGUAUACUCCGGAGAUGAUCGAGGACAUCACGGUGCUUUGGAACCGGGUGGCAGAGCUUGCGUUUUCCAACCGUGUGGGAGACGUCAUAACCUCGCCUUACUGCGUCGAGGGAAGCACCAAGCACCCGACAAGCAUUAGCGGUGGCGUCAAGCAGGGAGAGUUGGGCCCACAGACGCCGCCUGCAACCGCCUUCCCACAAUACACCGGAUGGAUCGUGAACGGGACAAAGAUCACGCAAGACAAUCUGGGCCGUGCACAUAGAGUUGGCGCACCCAGCACAUACAGCAGUAGUGGCGGCGACGACGACGAUACCCCCGUCGUCGAUCCGGUCGCUCUGCAAAAUUUCAAGGACCUCUGUUCCGAGUAUAUCACGGAAGAGGAAUGGUUCCUUAAACUUAUGUGCCUGGCUGUACAGUGA
Molecule: messenger RNA, 2322 nt
Organism: Cladophialophora psammophila CBS 110553
Lineage: Eukaryota; Fungi; Ascomycota; Eurotiomycetes; Chaetothyriales; Herpotrichiellaceae
Exons: 4
Coding region: 1-2322 (773 amino acids)
Biological process (GO): proteolysis
Molecular function (GO): serine-type peptidase activity
Source: RefSeq, a predicted model, not a curated record